GGUGACAUGUCCGUGAUGGCCUACUGCUCCAAGGUGAAGCAGCUCGCAGAUCAACUCCGCGAUCUCGGCUCGCCUGUGUCGAACCAGGAACUCGUCAUCACCUUGCUGCGUGGUCUCAAUGAACGGCUCCACAAUGUGAUUCCCAGUAUCACCAGUCACAAAAGGCUGCCGUCGUUCCUGAAGGUGCGAUCUCAACUUCGCCUUGAAGAAAAUCGCGUCGACACCGCGGCCAAGCGGGCUCAGGCCGCCGCCUUCUUCGCCCACAUGCACGGCUCCGGUGGCGCUGCAUCCGCCACGUCCGGUGCAUCCAUCGCGUCCGGUGCGCCGCUCGCCCUCGCAGCCCAGCCCGGCGUCGCCGCCUCUCCAACAUCUGCUGGUGGCGCCCAGCCCGGCGUCGCUGCCUCUCCAACAUCUGCUGGUGGCGCGGGCGGCUCCGGCAAGAAGCAGAGGUACAAGAAGAAGAACUCCGGGGGCGGCUCCUCCUCCAACAAUGGCCGUCCCGGGAACGCCUCCACCGUCCAACCACAGUGGCCGCAAGUCAACCCGUGGUCUGGAACAUUCCAGGCUUGGCCUACCAUGGCGCGUCCACCGCUCCCGCCUCCAGGCACUGGAGUCCUGGGGCCGCGUCCCGGCGUUCCAUUGGCACAGGCCUACUACGGCGUUGCGCCCAUGCAGCAGCCACAGGCUCCCUCUUGGGAUCAAGCUGCACUGAUCGCUGCUCUCAACAACAUGGCGCUCCAGACCUCCCCCGCUGGCGACUGGGUCAUGGACACUGGUGCAUCAACGCACAUGUCCAACCACGGAUCUGCGCACCAAGAUGGAAAUUCUCCGAUGUAACAGUGAUGGGGAUCUUUACCCUCUCACUGCUCCGGCUGCACAGGCCCUCUUCACUCAAGCUGCUGCUCGUUGGCAUCGUCGAUUGGGCCACCCCAGCAAUAAAAACUUAUCUCAGCUUCUUACAUCAUUUGAUUUUCAAUGUAAUAAGCAGCCAUCCAGCCACUGUCAUGCUUGCCGCCUGGGUAAACACACACGGCUUCCUUUUUCUUUGUCCAGUUCAGUGACAACAGGGCCAUUCCAGCUUCUCCACUGCGACGUUUGGACGUCACCCGUCUCGAGUGUUUCUGGUUUUCAGUAUUACUUAGCGAUACUCGAUGAUUACACUCACUUUGUUUGGGUUUAUCCUUUACGUCAAAAGUCUGAAGUUGCUUCAAUUAUCAUUUCUUUCUGUGCCUUUGUUCAGACUCAAUUCCAGCGUGCCGUUUGCUGUUUUCAGUCCGACAAUGGCAAAGAGUUUGAUAAUCAAGUCCUGCGCAACUUCUUCACCUCUCGUGGCAUUCUCUUCAGGUUGUCAUGCCCAUAUA
This is a messenger RNA of Panicum virgatum (switchgrass), 1361 nucleotides long. RefSeq lists its product as uncharacterized. The transcript has 2 exons. Bases 7 to 837 code for a protein of 276 amino acids. Lineage: Eukaryota; Viridiplantae; Streptophyta; Magnoliopsida; Poales; Poaceae. The record is from RefSeq and is a predicted model, not a curated record.